ACUACCUAUGUGCAAAAACCAACAUGUCAGCGCCCUUGAGCUGCACCUCUCAAAGAACUUCUCUGGCUUUGGUGAUGGUUAGCUAGCUACGAUAAAUGAACAUCCAGAAAAAAAUGAUUUAUGGAAAAUAGUCGUUAUGGUCGAUACAACUGUACACACUAUCCAAAACCCUUCAGAACGUCAUAUCACUUCAAUUAGCUGUCGUUGUGUAGUGCAAAACAAAUCAGCUAGCUAACUAGAUAAUAUGCUAAACAAAUCAACAAAUUAUAAAGAGUAAUAUUGUUCCACUGUUGUAUUAAGCCUUUUAUGCGAACCAUUGUUUAGUAUGGCUUUUACUCAAGCUGUCAAAAUGCACGUAGGGAACGUGUGUGGUCGUUCCUGGAUGUCCUCUUACCAGAGGGGGUCUACUGUCAUGUCCCAAAGACAAAGAGAUUACGGAGCGGUUCUAUGCGGUAGAUGUCAAAAUUCGUCCCAAAAGCUUUGCCCAAAUAGUAGAGCUAUGCAUGCAACUCGGCCAUUGAUGAUUACAAAGUUACUGUCAGUGGACGAGAUCUUUGCCAGAAGAUCACUACAGGAUUACAUCAAGAAGAUGGAGACAGAGUACAGAGAUAGUCUGACAGUUGUCAACAUGACAGAGGGACAGCAGGACGGUGAAGAGGAAUUGAGAGUGAAGAGAACAAGAGUUUCUGUACUAGCCCCACUAAUCCAGUACACCAGAGAGCUUCAGACAAAACAGCAGGAAUUUGCUGAAACUGAAACAUUACUGAAAGAUGACGACCCAGACAUGCGUGACCUGGCAGUCCUUGAGAGGGAGGCUUGUCAGAAAGCGAUUCAAGAUGUUAGACAAAAGAUCCUGUCCCUGUUGAUCCCUGAGGAGGAGUCAGACAUGAGUGACCUGGUCCUGGAGGUCACCGCAGGGGUCGGAGGUCAGGAGGCCAUGCUCUUCACUGCAGAGGUCUUUGACAUGUACCAGAGCUUUGCAGCACACCAGGGCUGGGGGUUUGACAUCCUGGAGUACAUGAAAAGUGAAAUAGGUGGGUUACGUCAUGCAUCAGCCAGUGUCAGUGGUCCUAAGAGCUACAAGAGGAUGAAGUUUGAGGCAGGUGUGCAUCGCGUGCAGAGAGUCCCUAAGACUGAGAAACAGGGCCGAAUGCACACCAGCACCAUGACCGUGGCAGUGCUACCCCAGCCUACAGAGAUCACUUUCACAAUUAAUGCGAAGGACUUGAGGAUUGAAACCAAGAGGGCGAGUGGAGCCGGGGGCCAGCAUGUCAACACCACAGACAGCGCAGUGCGAAUAGUUCAUCUACCGACAGGUGUGGUAUCAGAAUGCCAGCAGGAAAGAUCCCAGCUGAAAAAUAAGGAGAAGGCCAUGAAGGUUUUACGUGCCAAACUCUAUAGUAUGAGGCUGGAAGAAGAGACCAGUAAGCGAUAUACUGCACGGAAAGUCCAGAUUGGUACCAAAGGUAGAUCUGAGAAAAUCAGGACCUACAACUUUCCCCAGGACCGAAUCACAGAUCAUCGGAUUUUGAAAACAGUGCAUGAUGUCAGGGAGUUUCUUGUGGGCGAAGAGCUUCUAGAGGAAAUGAAUUUGGCACUAGAGGAGUUCUCUAACCAGGAGAUUCUCAUGGACAUUCUUGGAGAAAAUAACUCUGAUCAAUAAUAGUCUAUGUGGUAGUUUACAUUAAAUCUAUGAAGCUAUGCAUGUUGUCUUUUGCAAGAUCAGUGUGCUUGUUUGCCUUCAUGGUUUUAGUUUAAGAGCCCACUUUACACACUCCGCCCAUGGGUGUGAACUGCCAGUUCUCAAACUGCUUUUUUAUCUUUUAGCAGUAAAACUUCAGAAUACAUCAGUACCCCCUCCCCCCAGCAGAGACAAAGUAUUGCCCAAUGAAUUAUAUUUGUGUAUGACAUGACAGGUAUUUGUCAGUGACUGCCUAUUACUUUAUUCAUGCUGUGUUGACUGCCCUUUUCUUUUCCCAUAUUUCAAACACAUUUUUAAAAGAAUAGAAUCAUUGCACCAAUAUUUAAACGAGUCGCGUACACCUCGACAUAUUUUCUACUGUAUUUUCCAAGAAAGGUUUUUAAACUGAAAAUAAAAAAUUGUAUUUUUUUUAAA
Molecule: messenger RNA, 2116 nt
Organism: Oncorhynchus tshawytscha (Chinook salmon)
Lineage: Eukaryota; Metazoa; Chordata; Actinopteri; Salmoniformes; Salmonidae
Gene: mtrf1l
Product: mitochondrial translational release factor 1-like
Exons: 7
Coding region: 326-1663 (445 amino acids)
Biological process (GO): translational termination
Molecular function (GO): translation release factor activity
Source: RefSeq, a predicted model, not a curated record